AUGCCCUCGUCGUCGAUAUUCCCUGACAACGUUCUCGGACACCCCAAACACGCCAAUUCAAAAUUAUCAGAUGCGCCGAAAGGCAAAAAGCCCAAAGCCCGUCCGCCGAGGAGUAUCAGAGACAAAGUUCCAUUCUAUGGCAAAUUACCCAAAUACACGGGGCCAUAUGAAGUCGGCACUAUUGAUCUGGAGGUGCCUGCAAGGGAACCAAAGACGUUCUCCGACAUCAAGCGACAUGGAGUUCACAUUCUCGCGCUGGAAACCAUCUUGAUGACUAUCUACUAUCCCGCUCAUAUCAACUCCGGAGUGGAAAUCAAAACGCCUGCUGCGAAACAGCGAUUUCGGCCAACAUGGCUCAGUCGGCCAAGGGAUUUGACAAGCCGGGGGUACGGAAAGUUCGCCAGUCUUCCGGAAACCUUGACAUUGCUUUGGUUUUUUCUUACCACUUGGUUCACCAAGUUGCCGGCGUACAAAAACGCGAGAAUUGCAGAUCACUGGCCGCAGCAUGGUCGAACAGCCACCCACCAUCGCAAGACCACGCGUGCUAGAGGCGACCCUCCGCAAGGUGGGCCCAACAAGCCCAAAUUCCCUUUGAUCCUGUUCUCGCACGGCCUUGGAGGGACCAGGACGGCGUACUCGUCGGUGUGCGGCGAGUUUGCAAGCCAUGGCUUCGUGGUAGUGGCGUUGGAGCAUCGAGAUGGAAGUGGACCGCGGUCUCUUAUCAAUCACCCCAAAGAUGGUGCUGCAAGUCGGCCGGCUCGGGAAAAGGCUGGCGGCAUUGAACAUCGUCCAGAAGAAUUAAGCAGACCGUACGAUAUCAUUGAUUUUGUCUUUCACAAACACGACAGCCAUGACACCACGCCAGGGCACGAGGUUGACAAAGAACUGCGAAGUGCACAGAUUGAUCUACGGCUUGCUGAGAUCCAUGAAGCGUAUCUGGUCAUGUGCGACAUUUGCAAUGGAAACGGCGCAAAAGUCGCGGCGAGCAAUCUUCGAUAUGAAGGUGCAAUAGGCGCGUCCAAGACAGGUCUCCAGGGUAUUGACUGGUCGUUGUGGGAAGAUCGCUUCUACACGGACGGUGUGACAAUGGUCGGACAUUCAUUCGGCGCCACCACCACGGUAGAAAUGCUUCGGCAGCAAGCGGAGAACCGGUUUCGCUAUGUCACUCAGGGCAUCGUCUAUGAUAUCUGGGGAAUGCCGGUGCAGGCCAAUCCUAGUCAUCACAUCCAGGUGCCACUGCUCGGCAUCAACUCCGAGGCGUUCAUGUAUUGGGCCGACAACUUCAAUGUAGCGCGCAACGUGGCCCAGGAGGCAUUGAACGCCGGAAAGCCAGCAUGGCUUCUUACAGUUCGAGGCACGGUCCAUAUUUCGCAGUCGGACUUUUGCAUCCUCUAUCCGCAUAUUGCCAGUCUUGUCCUGAAAAUGACGGCCGACCCGGUUCGGGCCAUCGACUUGAACCUCGAUGCCUCGUUGGAUUUUCUUUCACGCGUCAUGCCCCAGCACAUAUUACAACCUGAUCAGCCGUUUCUACGUACGCUGUCGCAGGAGAAGAAGCUGUUGGAUCUGCCUGUCAUUCAUGAACAACCGACUGAACAUCGACCUGAUGAGAAGUGGAUGGCAGUAAGACUGAAAAUUCGUCAUGAAGGUUGGAAACGUAUGACGCCGGGAAGUAGGAAACGGUACUGGCAGAAACUGCAAAAGAUGGGGCAAGAAGAGAUAUGGGUUCAUUUGACUCCUGAAUGUGCCGGGGCUGGCAAGUGUAAGACAUGUAAAAGGGAAGCCAGUCGCACAUCUGGUCAUUUGGCUGAAGAGGCUGAAGCUGAGGCUGAAGCUGAAGCAGAGACGGGCGCGGAAUCUGGAGUUGGAGAUGUGUGGGAGAACGUGGAUGCUGACACUCAAUCGUAG
Exophiala dermatitidis NIH/UT8656 is the source of this 1905-nucleotide messenger RNA. Its product is annotated as 1-alkyl-2-acetylglycerophosphocholine esterase. The record is from RefSeq and is a predicted model, not a curated record. Gene Ontology annotation, molecular function: 1-alkyl-2-acetylglycerophosphocholine esterase activity. Lineage: Eukaryota; Fungi; Ascomycota; Eurotiomycetes; Chaetothyriales; Herpotrichiellaceae. The transcript has a single exon. The coding region runs from base 1 to 1905 and encodes 634 amino acids.